Oncorhynchus gorbuscha (pink salmon) is the source of this 2791-nucleotide messenger RNA. Its product is annotated as zinc finger protein 367-like. The transcript has 5 exons. Gene Ontology annotation, cellular component: cell-cell junction. NCBI's taxonomy places the organism in Eukaryota, Metazoa, Chordata, Actinopteri, Salmoniformes, Salmonidae. The coding region runs from base 375 to 1328 and encodes 317 amino acids. The record is from RefSeq and is a predicted model, not a curated record. Gene Ontology annotation, biological process: homophilic cell-cell adhesion. Gene Ontology annotation, molecular function: ionotropic glutamate receptor binding.
AUGAACCGCCCAGGCGCGAUUUGCAACGCGGGAAAUACUUGCAAAAAUAGGAGCACACAUUGUAUCCACAUUGACAGUGUGAACACAAUUUUUGUAAAUUCAUGAAUUUUUGUGCCAUAUUUUUUAUAAGGAAUUGUGGCACGGUUUUCUACGUCUUUGGAAAUGAAUCCUAUUUUCACUCCUGAUUGAAUAGCUGAAUUUUGUGGGACACUUUCGGUCUUAUAGCUGCCGAACCCAACUUUUUGCUAAAGUUAGGUUACUUGAUAGCAAAGCUGGGUAAAUAUCUAUUUCUUUAGAUGGCAAGUGAUUCCUGAGCAUUGUGAUACAAUUUGAGAUUUGAUCAGCUUUUGACACAUUCGUCUUUCAUCUCAACGAUGGCCGAGAACAAGCAUCCUCAAGUUAUUUUUUGCAACGACUCUCCAAAGAGGGUCCUGGUGUCUGUGAUCAAAACCACCCCGAUCAAGCCCAGGAAGAACGAAUCUCUGAUAGCGACCAGCCCUGGAUUCAGCGACUUCAUGGUGUACCCGUGGAAGUGGGGAGAGAACGCCCAUAAUGUGAGCCUGAGCCCGGGCUCCGUAAACGGGGCUGCCUCCCCUACCGGGACCAACACUGCCAGCGAGGCGGACAUGGGUGCCUCCCCUGACCAGAUGAAGGACAGUAAAGAGGACGCUAUUCGGCGUGGCCGCCCGCGUGCUGACACUGUCCGUGAGUUGAUUAACGAGGGGGAGAGUUCCUCCAGCCGCAUCCGCUGUAACAUCUGCAACCGUGUGUUUCCUAGAGAGAAAUCCCUACAGGCCCACAAGAGAACACACACAGGGGAGAGGCCUUACCCUUGUGACUAUCCUGACUGUGGCAAGGCUUUUGUCCAGAGUGGCCAGCUAAAGACUCACCAGCGCCUUCACACCGGAGAGAAGCCCUUUGUCUGCUCUGAGAAAGCCUGCGGGAGUCGCUUUACCCACGCUAACCGGCACUGCCCAAAGCAUCCAUAUGCCCGUUUGAAGAGAGAAGACCCCAAGGAGGGACCAAACAAGGCCCAGUCUGUAGACAACAAGGCUGUGGCAGAGUGGCUGGCAAAGUACUGGCAGACCCGUGAGCAGCGUGCCCCUGUGCCCACCAAGGGGAAACCCCAGGGCAAGGGCGGGGUGGAGGACCAGGAGCAACAGGACCCCCGGGAGUUUCUCCAAUCAGAUGAGGAGGAAGAGGAGGAGCCAAUGGAGGAAGAGAAGUGCAACGGGGGUGGGGCUGCCAAACGGAGUCUCCAAGAGCAACGGGAGCGUCUCCAUGGUGCCCUGGCGCUCAUUGAGCUGGCUAACAACCUGUCUGCCUGAAACCCUACCCAUAUCCCAGUGUUGAAACCCUCCCCAGUCACUCCCCUUCUGCCUCCCUGCACAAUGUGUUCUGGGUAGAAGUUGUCUGUAGGGAAACAUCUAGGAUAAGCUUACCCUCCCCAAAUACUUAACCAUUAAUGGGGGGAAAUUCUAAGCGGAACUUAGAUCAGUAUCUGGGGUUCUUCUCCAUGUGCAGUGUGGGGCAGGCACAAGCUAAAAGCACCUUAUCCAGCUUCCAAUUGUAUCCUUAUUAGGCUGCUAAGAUUGUAGAUCACAGGUGGCUGGUGGCACCUUAGUUGGGGAGGACGGGUUCAUAAUAAUGGCUGGAAUGCAAUAAAUGGAACAUUCCAUUCUCUACAUUCCAGCCAUUAUUAUGAGCCUCCCCUCACCAGCCUCCUGUGUUGUAGAUGUCAAUAUAUGAAGAACGUUUCACUUUCCUCUGCCUUCUAAAGACUGGAGGAGAUGACCUUUUAAUGUUUAGUUUGUUUUGUUUGCACUUUGGUGGUAACGAGUUAUUUGUUAUGUCUUUUACUUUUGUCGAUAAAGUAUAUUGUGUGAGUAUGUUUAUAUAAUGGAAGUCUAUGUAGAUUUAGCUCAGAUGGAUGGAGUGAUACAGGGUGCGGUCAGUCAUAGGACAGUUUAGGUGUAUCUAAAUACUGGAAAGUGGAUUCCUCUCCUGAUUCUCUGAUCUGGACUGUGGCACGAUAGGUGAAAAUGCAAUGUGGUGGAAGCCUAUCAGGGGAUUUCGCUUCCACCUGUCUAGUUCUUUCAGAUCAGUGCAGGUGAAGGAGAGUAGAUGAGGGGAGGAAGUCACUGUAGAGACUAUUGAGAUGCAACCCAUUGCAAGCCUAAUCUACAGUAGUGGCUAGCCACAAGCUUUCACAAAAAUUCAAGCUCCAACCCCUUCACCUAUUAAAUGUAUCACACCCAGAACUGUAGCUAUAACCCUGGAGGGACAACUCUUGUCCUGGAGAGCCGCAGAGUGAGCAGCCGCAGCUCCAUAUCAGCCCUUAACAAACCUGAUCUAGAUGAUCAUCUUAUCACGGAGAUUUAGACCACAGUUAGUUGGGUCAGGUGUGUUAGAGCUGGGCUGGAACAAAAGCCUGCCCAUGCUAUGGCUGUGCAGGCCUGGCGUUGGCCUUCUCCACUCUAACCAAAUGACAUGGCCAGACAUACGGAAGAGGAGUAUUUAAAGUCAUUAGUGUCGCCACCUUUUAUAUUAAAAGAUGCUGGCUGAUUGUAGAUACGGACUUGUAGCCCCAUUGGUGGUGUAUGUACAAGUCUUCUCUAUAAUCAACAUUUCAUAGGUAUUUAUUUCAUCAUGUUUUUUUGUCCUUUUUGUUAACUAUCUGCUAUCACAAGCUGUCUCCGAGUACUGACAUAUAGUUCCAUUGAAGAAUAUAUUGAUCAUCGCCUCCCUAAAAUGAUUUAGUAUCUAUCGACGUCAACUUCUAGCCGUUAGA